UUCUUCCCAGAGACCUUCCAGAAAGAACCUCCUCAUCCCCAGGGAACCAGAGGUGGAAGGGAUGUGAGAUGGUGAUGUGUGGGCAGGGAUGGGGGUGUACUAGGCCAAUAUAGGACCAAAAAGCAGUAACCUUGUUGCUGGUCAGGAAUUGGGACAAGAUUUGACUUAAUGGGCUUGGUCUGGGGAAAUUAAAAAUUUUUUAAAAGAAAAAGAAGUUAAAGGCAGUAUCCAGGAAAGAAUACUGAUAAUAGGAUCUUGAGUAAUAUUUGCUUCCACUUAGGAAAAGUUGUAUUCAAGUCCCAAGAUCUGAGUCCUUCUGUGCUCCACCUCCCUUCUGCUGUGGCCCCUUGAAAGCAGCCCUACCUGUAGAUUAAUUGUAGAUUGUGGUUGUCCACAAGACAAUACCAUGCAGAGAUUAAAGAGGAACCCUUUAUAUCUCUGGUUCACGCAUCAAAGAAAUAAUAACAGAAUUAUGGAUUCCUCUGACAACAGUGAUGACCAUGGAGAUGAUCUUGAUGAAUUCAUAUCAGGAAUCUCUAAUGAAGCCACCAAUGAAAGACAUAACAACACUCCAAUGUCCUCUUUGGUGUCCUCUGGACACAAUAUCAACAAUAGCCCAAACCCUAAUGAAUUGACAUCAGAAACCUAUGAGGAAGACGACAAUGAAAUCCAUGCCCAGAAUGAACUGACAUUAGAAAACUAUGAGGAAUCCACCAAUGAAAUCACGGCCCUGACUGAAUUGAAAUCAGAUGGCUAUGAGGAAUUCACCAGUGAAAUAACUGCCAUGAGUGAAUGGACAGCAGUAUCCUCCAAUGGACUCUCCAAUGCAAACAUUGCCUUGAGUGAACUGACAACAGUAACUUCUGGUGAAAUCAUCAACGAAAUCUAUGACUCAAGUGAGUUGAAAAGAGUAACCUGUGUUAAAGCGCCCAAGGAAAGUAUAAUGGAACGACUCUCCAGGUUCCAUGAUGAUGAUGAUGAAGACAUUGGCUUUCUCAAUUCAUAUGACAUGAUUAAGAGAAUUGUAUACUCACUUGUAUCAUCACUCACAUUCAGAAUAUUUGGAAUUUUGCUUAUCUUUGUGGAUAUGUCCCUCGUCAUUACAGACCUGCUUGUCACUAAAAACGCAAUAUAUAUUCCUGUGGAAAUUCAUUUAAUUUCUUUAGCUAUUUCUUUAUUUUUUGUCUUGGAUGUUCUUCUUCGAGUAUAUGCAGAAGGGAUACGACUGUAUUUUUCUGAUAUACUUAACUGCUUAGAUGCUGUCAUCAUUGUAGUGACUCUACUGGUUGAUAUAAUUUAUAUGUUUUAUGACCUUAAGGUUCUUAAAGAUAUCCCCAGAUUGGCAAUUUUAUUUCAAUCUCUGCGACUUAUUAUUCUGAUAAGAGUUUUCCAUCUGGCUCAUCAAAAGAAACAUCUUGAAAUGCUGACCAGAAGGCUGGUUUCAGAAAACAAACGGCGAUACAAGAAGGAUGGAUUUGACUUAGACCUCACUUAUGUUACUGAGCGUAUUAUUGCCAUGUCAUUCCCAUCUUCUGGACAGCAGUCUUUCUAUAGGAAUCCCAUUAAGGAAGUUGUGCGGUUCCUGGAUACCAAACAUCAAGACCACUAUCAAGUCUAUAAUCUAUGCAGUGAAAGAGCCUAUGAUCCUAAGUACUUCCAUUACAGGGUCCGGCGAAUCAUGAUUGAUGAUCACAAUGUCCCCACACUAAGUGAGAUGUUGGCAUUCACCAAAGAAGUAGAUGAGUGGAUGGCUCAAGAUGAUGAAAACAUCAUAGCAAUUCACUGUAAGGGAGGCAAAGGAAGAACUGGAACGAUGGCUUGUGCCUGCCUUAUUGCCAGUGAAAUAUUUACAACUGCAGAGGACAGCCUUUAUUAUUUUGGAGAACGGCGAACAGAUAAAAGCACCAGCACUAAAUAUCAGGGAGUUGAGACUCCUUCUCAGAGUAGAUAUGUUGGAUAUUUUGCGGAUGUGAAAAAUAUCUACAACUUGAAUCUCCCUGCCAGAAAAACACUCAAGAUUAAAAAAAUCGUUAUUUAUUCAAUUCACGGUGUUGGAAAAGGCAAUGGAAAUGAUCUAAAAGUACAAAUAAUAUUGCACCGCAAAAUCGUCUUUUUAAGUUCUGCUUCCAAAAAUUGUUGGAUACUUCACGAUAUUGAAACAGACAACGUGAUAAUUCAUUUAUCCAGCUGUCCACCUCUGUAUGAUGAUGUGAAAGUACGGUUUCUCUCUUCCUCAGUUCUUCCUAAAUACUAUGACAACUGCCCAUUUUUCUUCUGGUUCCAUACAUCUUUUAUACAAAAUAACAGGCUUUAUCUUUCAAGAAAUGAAUUGGAUAAUCCCCAUAAACCAAAAACAUGGAAAAUUUACCGUCCAGAGUUUGCAGUCGAGGUAUUUUUUGAUGAGGUCGUAGCUGGUACCUAAUUAAGCGUAGUUCCCUUUCUCGGACAGAAUCAUGUUCUUCACAAUCCCUGCCACAUAUUUGUAGCUUCUAAACCUCCUUCCUUGCUGGUAUACUUAUAUUUACAUUCAUGUACAUAUGUUUUUGCCAAACCUAUU
Prionailurus viverrinus (fishing cat) is the source of this 2557-nucleotide messenger RNA. RefSeq names its product phosphatidylinositol 3,4,5-trisphosphate 3-phosphatase TPTE2-like. Gene Ontology annotation, biological process: protein dephosphorylation; monoatomic ion transport; transmembrane transport. The transcript has 28 exons. The record is from RefSeq and is a predicted model, not a curated record. Lineage: Eukaryota; Metazoa; Chordata; Mammalia; Carnivora; Felidae. Bases 407 to 2422 code for a protein of 671 amino acids. Gene Ontology annotation, molecular function: protein tyrosine phosphatase activity; monoatomic ion channel activity; phosphatidylinositol-3,4,5-trisphosphate 3-phosphatase activity. Gene Ontology annotation, cellular component: membrane; cytosol.